This is a messenger RNA of Clupea harengus (Atlantic herring), 1892 nucleotides long. RefSeq names its product CCN family member 1-like. NCBI's taxonomy places the organism in Eukaryota, Metazoa, Chordata, Actinopteri, Clupeiformes, Clupeidae. Gene Ontology annotation, cellular component: extracellular region. Gene Ontology annotation, biological process: positive regulation of cell differentiation; positive regulation of cell migration; cell adhesion. Gene Ontology annotation, molecular function: integrin binding; heparin binding. The record is from RefSeq and is a predicted model, not a curated record.
CACCUCACAACCAAGCCAGUUCAUACGUAAGCCCGCUUAGCAUUAUAAAAGGGAGGGAGACACGACUGCGACCAUACAACCGGCAGCACAGGAACUCAGUGCAAGUGUGUUUAUAAUUGAGAUAGCAGAGGAAAGCAAAUAGACAUGCUGGUGCUUUCUUUAACCGUUAUUAUCUUUGGAUGCCUUACAAGGGUAAGGAAAAUGUUUUCUCCACAUGCCCUUCGGUGUGCGAAUGUCCCCGGGAGACACCAAGAUGUGAGCUGGGAGUCAGCUUGGUGACGGACAGAUGCGGUUGUUGCAAGGUCUGCGCGAGACAGCUGAAUGAAGACUGCAGCAACACGGAGCCGUGUGACCACAUCAAAGGACUUCAGUGUAAUUUCGGGGCUAGCUGGGGUGCAACUAAAGGCAUAUGUCGAGCCAAACUCGAAGGAAGACCUUGUGAGUUCAACAACAAAAUGUAUCAGAAUGGAGAGACUUUUCAGCCAAGUUGCAAGCAUCAGUGCACUUGCAUAGACGGUGCCGUGGGGUGCGUUCAAUUGUGUCUUCAGGAGCUUUCAAUACCUGCCCUCGGGUGUCUCAACCCCACAUUGGUCAAGGUGCCUGGCCAGUGCUGUGACAAGUGGGUCUGCGAGGAUACAGACAACCUGAAAGUGAAGAAAGGCCAAACCAAAGCUGGCCAACCUGACGAAAACCUCACACAGAAGAAUAAGAUGUUUUCAAGGUUCAAAGGAAAGCCUCAAGCAGCUUUCAGAGGCCCGCCUGUGACCCGCAUAUUGUCUUCUGGUCAGAAGUGUGUCACUGAUUCUACCAGCUGGUCUCCAUGCUCAAAGACCUGUGGCGUUGGGGUCUCCACCAGAGUCACCAACAACAAUCCACAGUGCAAGCUGGUGAAGGAGUCACGCAUUUGCCAAGUGCGGCCAUGUUCUCCAUUCCCUCAGUCUGGUUUAAAGAGAGGGAAGAAGUGCAGUCGCACCGAAAAACCUAAGCAGCCAGUGAAGCUGACGUACGCAGGUUGCAGCAGCAUGAAAAAAUACUGGCCAAAAUAUUGUGGUUCAUGCCUGGAUGGACGGUGCUGCCACCCAGAGCAAACUAGAACCCUGCCCGUGCAGUUCCAUUGUGAUAAUGGGGAAACCUUCAUCAAGGACGUGAUGAUGAUCCAGUCUUGCAAGUGCAGCUCAGACUGUCCCCUCAGAGUUGAGGGCCCCCUCCCAAUGCACAGGCUGGAGAAUGACAUGCACAGGUUUACGAAUGAGUGACAAACAGUUAGGUACAUGAUAAAUUGAACCUCCUGUUAGACAAGAUUGCAUGAGCUGUCUGGAGGAAAUCUUGAUAACAUAUGCAAAGAAGUGUGGUAUUUUUUUUAAUAUUACUUCAUAAUAUUGGAGUGUCAGUAUUAGCUUCAUGUUGGAGCAUAACUAUUAUCUUUUAUGAAUUCAUAUUUUUUGUAUUGACUUGUGUGUGUGUGUCUUGUUUAUCAGAAACAAUACAUGAUCUUGUGACUGUAGGGUUUGUGCUCGGUUAGGCAGCCUGUCCGUUUUAGACCACAUGCUGCUUCCUUUGGUAUAUAUAAAGUAACUAGAGCAGGCAUUAGUGGCAGCUGCCUUUGUGUUUAUGAAUGCAUUUUGUUAUUUUUUCAUAUUUAUUUAUUAAUAAGAAAAGCAUAUUUUUAUACUAUACUUAUAUUUUAUUUUAUUUAUGUUGCUUCUGCGGUGUGAAUAAAAGUUUAUUUAUAAAAAAAAUGUGUUUGUACAGUUUGUCUUUUAUCAAUUGAAAUGUGAAGCUAAAGUGAUGCGGAAAGCUCUACAAACUGUAUGAAAAAGUCAAAAAUCUGAGAAUAAUAAUGAAUAUAACAUGAUGACAAUCAACUUUGUAAAAAAAAAGAAAGAAAAACA